AUGUACUACUAUGAAGGUCAGCAAAACAGAAAUAUGAUUAUAAGUGAGAAAUCCAAUACGAAGCAGCUUUUGAAACCGCUUUGGGACGAGCUAUUAGAUAAAAAAGAAGUUUCUGUUGUUGCAGAAGGAGAUGCGACAGUAAAACUUGUAAGCUUGAUCGAGCUCGCCAAACGUCGAUGCGAAGAACAAAACGUUUCUGUUCGUCAAUCAACAUCUAUACUUCCUAGUAUCCGAACAUCAGGUAGUGGACUGGAAAAAGAAACAAGCUCUAAAGCGAAGUUGAAAAUUGACCUGCAAGUCAUUGAACAAACAAGUUAG
Messenger RNA from Schizosaccharomyces octosporus yFS286, 318 nucleotides. RefSeq lists its product as uncharacterized. The transcript has a single exon. Lineage: Eukaryota; Fungi; Ascomycota; Schizosaccharomycetes; Schizosaccharomycetales; Schizosaccharomycetaceae. Bases 1 to 318 code for a protein of 105 amino acids. The record is from RefSeq and is a predicted model, not a curated record.